This is a messenger RNA of Hypoxylon fragiforme, 1544 nucleotides long. Its product is annotated as nuclease S1 precursor. Gene Ontology annotation, molecular function: endonuclease activity; nucleic acid binding. The transcript has 4 exons. NCBI's taxonomy places the organism in Eukaryota, Fungi, Ascomycota, Sordariomycetes, Xylariales, Hypoxylaceae. Bases 543 to 1424 code for a protein of 293 amino acids. The record is from RefSeq and is a predicted model, not a curated record. Gene Ontology annotation, biological process: DNA catabolic process.
GAUGUUACCUCUGAUCUUACAUAUAAGUAGCCUAAAGUAGGUCGUGCUGAGAAAAAAGCAAGCACCUUCUGAUUAUCUAGAUCCGCGUUGCUUUUUACCAAGUCCGUACUAUAUCCCCGUGGUCUUGUGCGGGAUGCCUAGGUACUAGGUAGGUAGAUUAGGUAGGGGUUUCGGCGUGAGCCGCUGAAGCUAGGCAUUGGAUGCACACUCAGUCCGCAUCUGUUAUCAAAUCAUAUUGUCGUUACAUAUAGCUCAGCGCCCUAGUUUGAUACCUACCUAGGUAGGUAGGUGAGUCGUUAGGUAGGUAGGUAGGUACGCACAAAUGCCAAGUGAAGCAUCACAUGUAUGUAUAUAGGUAAAGUCGGUAGAACAUUUUAUAUCUUGGCGUCCUUCGUCUCUUUUCUAUCUCUCUCGUCUUCACGCGCCUCAUUAACCUAGGUUAGGUACCUACCUACAUACCUCAUCACCAAGGCCCUCAAAUUAGACGUCACCGUAGUCUUUCACCAAACAAGCCUACCUCCCCCUCCCCCCCAACAACAACAAUGCCCCGCCUCGUCCCCCUCCUACCCAUCAUCACCUUCCUCCUCCUCCUCCUCCGCGGCGCCUCCGCCUGGGGCGCCAUGGGCCACGAGACCGUCGCCUACAUCGCGAGCCACUACGCGCUCCCCGCAACGCAGACCUACCUGCAGACCUUGCUAGGCGACACGUCGGCGGACUACCUGGCGAGCGUGGCGUCGUGGGCCGACAGCUACCGGUACACGAGCGCGGGGGCCUUCUCGGCGCCGUACCACUACGUCGACGCCAACGACGACCCGCCCUCGGCGUGCGGCGUGGACCUCGACCGCGACUGUGGCGCCGAGGGGUGCGUGGUGCGCGCGCUGCAGAAUUAUACGACGAUCUUAAUGGGGCAGGAGGCGAGUGGUGCGAAUUUGGCAAUUGCUGCUAAGAUGAUUAUCCACUUCGCAGGCGACAUAGGCCAGCCGCUGCACUGCGAAGGGCUCGAGAUCGGCGGCAACGGCAUCGACGUCAAGUACGGCGACGACGACACCAACCUGCACGCCGUCUGGGACAGCGACAUCCCCGAGUCCGUCUCCGGCGGCUCCUCGCUGUCGAGCGCGAGGUCGUGGUCUGCGGCUCUGAUCAAGAAAAUCGACUCAGGCACCUACAAGUCCCAAGCCGCAAGCUGGAUCUCCGGCCUCAGCGUGGGCACGAGCGCGUCGCAGACGGCGACGGCGCUGAGGUGGGCGACGGAGAGCAACGCGUACGUGUGCUCGACAGUUCUAAGAGACGGCGUCGAUGCCGUGGAGAACCAGGACGUCAGCGGGGCCUACACGACGGCGGCGCAGCCGGUGGUGGAGCUGCAGAUCGCGAAGCAGGGGUAUCGGCUGGCGAAGUGGUUGGAUGCUAUUGUGGCGGGGAUGUAGGGACCGCCCCUGAACACCUCCUUAUUUCGGGCCGUAUUUAUGUGUAGGUACAGGGUAUCUGGGUACCUAUAUACCUAACCUAGCUAUGUAUAUAGUUCAAAAUGAAGAGAGAGGUUUGAA